Scylla paramamosain (green mud crab) is the source of this 5900-nucleotide messenger RNA. RefSeq names its product protein fantom-like. Gene Ontology annotation, biological process: non-motile cilium assembly. Lineage: Eukaryota; Metazoa; Arthropoda; Malacostraca; Decapoda; Portunidae. Gene Ontology annotation, cellular component: ciliary transition zone. The record is from RefSeq and is a predicted model, not a curated record. The coding region runs from base 294 to 4007 and encodes 1237 amino acids. The transcript is spliced from 20 exons.
GCACAUGUUUUUGUACAUCAUUAUGAAGAUGGUGAAAUAUAAGGUGGUGCCCAGGAAGAAACGUCAGUUAUCGCUUGAAUUUUCCGUUUUCUAUUAUAAUGUGUGUUCAAACUAGGUGGCAGCACUGUAAGGUCUCGAAGUUUUUCUGAGUUGUCAGAUUUGCUUUACUCUAUUUUCUUUGAGCCCAAACAUAAACAAACAGUCGAUGACGCACACUGGCACAAGACAUCACAGCUGAGUACUGUACCUUGUAAGAAUCUCAAAUGGUGCUUUACAAGGCUACAGCUUAAAGCAUGUCCACCAGUGAUGACUGUCAGGUUCCUGUUAAAGAUGGCCAGACGGCUCUCCCAGCACAAACGGCCCCUGAAGAGAUGUAUUGGUUGCGUCACAUGAGCCGAGAGGAACUCUUGGAGAAGCUGGUCAGCCUGCGUGAUGAUUUUUACACUGUGAAAAAAUUCUCCUGUCGGCAAGAAGAUAAGAUAAAAAAAUUACAAACUAAGUUGCGUAAGUUAAUAUCAGACAAGAAGAAAGAUGAUAAGGGAGGCACCUCAUUCAGCCUCAAGGAGAUGGAGUACCAGGAGGUCCUAGAGACCCAGCAGCUCACCAUCCGGGACCUGCGCCUCAAGACUCAACACUUAGAGAAAAAGUUAAAAUUGGCUAACAUUCAACUGAAUUCAGCCAAAAAGAACAAGCCCUUAAUGUUUCGUCACGUUGGACCCAAAGUUGACAGUGGACUCAAGCAACCUCGUGCACCACCAGUGGCGCCACGGCCUACCCCAUCACCCCCUCCUCUUAAAGCCUCACCUUCCUCAAAUGAGUCUUCAGGUUUCAAUGCAUCAGCCUCCAUCCACCAGACAGAACAGUUGAUGCCAGAAAGGAUAAGAGAAAUUCUUGAAGAGGCAAGAGAGAGAAUUGUGGCUCUGGAAUCUGAGAGAGAUGACUUACAGGAGCAGUUGACAGAGAGACAGCAGGCUGCUGAAAAUGCUGAAUAUGAGGCCCAGCAGAGGAUAGCCUCGCUGGAGGACAAAGUUACCAACCUGAAGGAGGAGCUGCAUCACCAGGGAGUGCGGGAGGAGAGGAGUUCAGUGGCAGCAGUGAGAGCAGAAAGGGAGUCCCACACCCUCUCUGCCCGUACUGUGGCCCUGCAAGAACAGUUGGUUGCCACAGAGGAAAAAGUUGCUGCUGAAAAAUUAAGGAAAGAUGCACUUCAUUUAGAGUUAGAAAGGAUGACUGAGAAACUCUUGGGAGUGGAGAACCAGCUGCGAGGAGUUCAAGAAGAGCAGCAGAAGGCAGCAGGGAAAUUGCUGGAAGUUACUGAGAAAAACAAGGUGUAUGAGAAAGAGAAUCAUCAAUUUAAGAGUGAAAAUGAACGCCUUACAACUCUUAACCUGAACUUUGAACAGAAAGGACUUGCAAGAGAAAAUGAACGUUUGAAAGCUCAAAUUGCUCAUCUAGAGUCUGCUUUACAGAGUGACUUGAGUGAGCGUGGAUCCUUCCUGGAACACAUGACUCGAGAUAAAGAAAAUUUAGCUCGAGCUGAGGAAGAAGUAAAGGAACUAAAGGAAAAACUUGCCUCUCUUCAAGAGGAACUGGAGAAGACUAAAGUGAAGCUCAAUGUUUAUGAUAAGUCUGGUCUCCUGAAGUUACCUGACAAGGAUCCUACACUUCUACCACCAAAAGUGGCUGCUCCUAGUCCAAAGGAAUUUGAGAGGCUGAGGGAAGCUCACAGUGAACUUCAGUUACUUUACCGGGAGAAGAGCAGAGAACUGAAACAGCUGUCUGCCACCGUGGCCUCACACUCUAGCACAUACCAGGCAUUGCAGUCACAGGUGACAAAAGUAACCCAGGAAUCUGAUGAGAAGGAGAGGCAGCUGAAUAUGACAGUCAAGAGUCUGGAGGAAACAAUAAGAAGGAGGAAUGACUGUUGUGAUAAGCUGGAAGCUCAGAUACUGACUCUCACUAACAGAGGCAUUACAGAAAAUCUGGAGGAACUGAGUCCCUGCCUAACCCAAACAGUGAGCCUUGGCAAACAUGAUAAUGUGCUGGAGUUUCACAUUGAUCGGGUGGUGUUUGAGUUACCUGAGUUUUCCCACUUGAAGACCUUUGUGUCAUGGACUGUUCCCUUCUCUCUGGAGGAUCCUCUGCAGCACACCAAUGUUGCUCGUGGUACAGAGGCUCACUACAAUUACUCUGCACUUUACAAGUUCCAAAUUAAUAGAAGGAAUUUGAUGUCUCUUAAAGAAGAUACUGUCACAGUGUCUGUGUACAUUCUCCUUGACUCGGGUCAUCCAGCCAAGGUGGGAGAGUGUCACUUGACAUUUCAGGAGGUGUUGGAUCAUCCAAGAAACACUUUGCAUGGUACACAGCCAGUUGUGUUAGCACAUGAUGAUGCAGAAGAAGCACAGCACCUAACUUUCCUGGCAGAUAUCAUCCCUGGACAGGUGAUAGGAAGCAUGAGUUACUGGUUUCGGCUGCAACGACCAAGUGAAGGUGCAAUCGCCCAGUACUUGCGUACUUCAGGGAUGCUCUUAGCCACCAAGAGAGAGAAGCUACUUCCUAAGCAGGAAUCUAAGACAAAAAAAACAAGUACAACGUCAGUGAAGUUGAAAAGUGCAGCUGAUGAGACAGAUGAGAAUUCUGCAGCAGUACAAAUAUCCAAGAAGAAAGAUCUUCAUGAGGAAAUCUUACCUGAAUCAGAGCAAGAACACCUUCCAGUCUCAUCAGGUGAAAGGAGUUCACCAGCAAAGAGAGUGGAGUGUAGUGAAAAGCUUCAUGAGAGCACCAUAGAACAUAUUCCUUCUGACAGUGCCUCUCACUCAGAAAAUAUCCUUCAUGGCCAUGAGUACAUACCUACAGAUCCUGUCACACAGCAAUUAACACGCUCACGAUCAGCCUCUGUCAGCUCAACUGGGACAUAUAAUGUUGGAAGUCCAAAGAAAUCCAAGACUUACAGUAAUUCAAAUACAGAUGCUCCCAAAAAUCUAAAAAGCAUGAAAACAAAGAGAGUUGAUUCAGGAGGUUCUUCAGAGGACAGCUCAACUAGAACAUAUAACGUAGAAGAUCCCAAGACAUCUAAAGUUUCUGGUAAUUCUAAUUCUAGUACUCCUUCAAAAAUUCAUAGGCAGAAAAGUCCAGAGAGAGCAGAUUCUAAGAGUUCCUCAGGCUCACAUUCUUCAGGAAGAAGCUCCAAGCCUGAAGUGUCAUCAUCAUCAUCUCACAAGAAGUCAUCUCCUUCCAGGGUUUCUCACUCUGGAAAGGGAGUGAAGUCUGAAGUACCUGAGGAAAGACCAAACACCUCACAGAUGGCUGCACUGCCACUGCAACCAUCACCUCAAAUGAGUGACACAGAUACCAAAGCACAGCAGCUGCCAGUCAGUCACCAAGACACAUCCAGCAGUGAUGGCAGCAGACAAGAAGAAUCUAAGCACCAGCUCUCCUCCUCAGAAUCCAAUAAUUCCAGUGAUUCUGAAGGAGUAGUGGCAGUGGUUUCCAAGAUGAGUAAAAGUAAAGAUAAACAUUCAAGGAUAUAUGUUGAAGUGACAAGCAUGACAUUAUGGCCAGACUGUGGAAUUCUUCAGGACCCUAUGGUGGAAUUAAUCUUUGUUGACUACCAUGGAUUCUUGGGCCUCCCACCUGACCAGCUGGAAACACCAGUCUCAUUGCCCAAGAAUGCCCCAGACAACACCCUGAAUUUCAAUUUUGGACAAGAGUUCAUUGUUGACAAGAAGCAGUAUCCAGCACGUGUCCAAGCCCUAACUGAGCUUAUGGGUGGCCGAGGCAUCCUCAAGUUCACCAUCACCUCAGAGCCAUCGGAAGAGAUGCAGGAGACGCAUGACUGCCAGGACCUGGGGUAUGCUUAUGUUGACCUUCAGCAUAUAGCAAGGGAAAGGCAAGAUAUGGUGGAGGGAGAACUGGCUGUGGAGAGUGCAGAGGAUGGCAGUCAGAUAGGAGUGCUGAAGGUGACUGUACGUAUUGCACAGGCCUUAGAGAACCUUGGCUUGGCUUGAAUGCAUAGCCGAGUGAUUUUUGUCAACCAUAGGACAAAAAAAAAUUAAAUAAAUAAAUAAAUAAAAUAAUAAUAAUAAUAAUAAUAAUAAUAAUAAUAAUAAUAAUAAUAAUAAUAAUAAUAAUAAUAAUGCAAUUGUAUGGUGUGUAAUUCUAGUCUGGGAAGGAUACCCAAUCCUUUAAGGUGGUAUAUCAGUCUUUUUAGCCAUUUUUGCUAAAAGUUAUUCAAUCAUUUUGAAAUUUUUAUUUUAAGUGUGCCUUAAUGAUAAGCUGUCUCAGUGUGAUGGUGAUAACUGUUAAAGAAAAAAAAAAAGCGAAAAGCAGCAAAUUUAGUCAUAGCAUAUGAAGAAUGACAAUUAUGACUCCAAAAUUGCGUUAAAUUUCAUCUGAUUAAAAGUAAAAUGGAUACUUUAGAGUUUUAUCUGCUUUUUUUUUUUUUUUUUAGUAUAUGUGCGAUUUUUUUUGUAAAAUUGUAAACCUUUUUUUUUCUUUUAAGUGAAAGGGAAAAUUUGACCGAAAGAUUUGGCAAAAUAAAAAUUCCGAUCAGACUGAGAUGUAGAAUAUUAAAUUAUCAUUAUAAAUAAAAUUAAAGUAAUUGGUUAAAAUUUACCAUAGUUAUUAAAACGCAAAGUCGAAAAAAUUUGUUUUCCAGAAAACAGGGUGCAUAGAUGAGUCUCACGAUGCCGCGCUCCUUAAGUUUUGAGGCGGGUAAGCGAGUACUUUCUAGAGACGUUUGCUCUCUCUCUCUCUCUCUCUCUCUCUCUCUCUCUCUCUCUCUCUCUCUCUCUCUCUCUCUCCAUUAGUGGCCUGCCCUUCUUCUUGAAGCCCUUGUGAAGUAUGGAGGUGUAUGGCAGGCCGAGACAGCGAUUUAUAUUGCUGGCGACGUAACCACUGCUGUACUCCAUCGUCACCACAGCUACUACUAGGUCAAGCUUUCUUUUUUGUAGCUCUGGGGUGCUUCAGGCACUGUAGCCAUAUGCGGCUGUGGAAGGACUCAUUUGGGUUCUGUGAAUCCCUGCAGACAUCUUUUCAUCACUUCGUCAGGUGUAAGCCGAGUAUACACUCUCCAGCUGUUCAGGUGGGAGGGAGAAGAAUAUCUUCAUCCCUCGGUGGCUUGAUGGUGAUUCACCUUGUGCUAUUGCAGUCUGGAAAUUCGAUUGAGUGUUUGAGAAACCUCUUCUGCUUUUUACCACUUGAACGAGGAGCUAAGGCCUAAGCCUGCUGCGGUGUUGGUGGUAAUGGCAUUGCGUCUAUUUCUCGCUGAUUUUCAUCUUUCCAGCGGCGUGCUCUUGCCAUGACAAAGGCCUCCUUCCUCUUCUUACAUAAGACAUUUGUUCCUGGCAUGACGAGGCCAAGCGUAAACGUUCAGAAGUAAGAAUAACGAGAAGUGCGACAGAACAAGGCACCACACCCUUUUUUCGCUUGGAAGUCCUUAAGGCCACUGGUGCUAUAGUAUAGUAGGUGUAGACCGGAGUCUCUGAGGCAGUGAGGGGACGCUGGCAGCUGUUCAGAUAGAUGCCGUGUUUCGUAAGAAAAAAAAAAUUGGAAAAAAUUAAAAUGUAUGUUUCCUAUGCCUCAGAGUAGACCUUUCAAUGCCGCCGUGAAGCCCAUGUCUCUUUAAAUGCCCCCUAGAGGAUUUAAAAAUGGCCGCGAAACGCUAAAUCUUAUCUCUGAUAUAUUGCCAGAACUGGCUGAUUUUUUGGAGCAAAUAUAUAUUAUUUCACCAUUUUUUUUUUACAGAAAAUGGAUCAGAAAGGCUGAUAUACAUCCCUUUAAAGCAGCUAUUUGUACGGCAGGCACCUAGGAAGUGGAUAAUGUUAAUUAUUGCACACGUAAUAUUUGUAAUGCUACAGUACAAUUUCAUUAAGUUUUUAAAUAAAUCAACGUGAAAUUUG